Messenger RNA from Mixia osmundae IAM 14324, 1260 nucleotides. RefSeq lists its product as uncharacterized. Gene Ontology annotation, cellular component: mitochondrion. The transcript is spliced from 6 exons. Lineage: Eukaryota; Fungi; Basidiomycota; Mixiomycetes; Mixiales; Mixiaceae. Bases 1 to 1026 code for a protein of 341 amino acids. The record is from RefSeq and is a predicted model, not a curated record. Gene Ontology annotation, molecular function: oxidoreductase activity; zinc ion binding.
AUGCGAGCUUACGUCCUCAAUGAGCAUCUCAAGAGCGUCGAGGAGCUGCCCAAGCAUCUCGUCACUGAUGCGCCAGAUCCUGUACCCAAAGCCAACGAAGUCUUGAUCGAUGUACACUCGGCCGCUCUCAACUUCUUCGACGCUCUCCAAGUCCAGGGCAAAUACCAGAACCAGCCACCGUUUCCAUACUCGCCAGGCGUCGAAUUCUCGGGCGUUAUAUCUGCCACUUCGCCGAUUCCGCAAGGGUGCCCCUUCAAGGCAGGCCAGACGAGAGUCUUUGGCGCAUCCCAAGGCAGCUUUGCCGAGAAGGUGUCGGCCGAUUUCCGGCAGCUGAUCGAGAUACCAGACGGUCUGUCUUUCGAGCAGGCAUCUGGCUUGUUCAUCACGUACCCAACAUCCUACGCCGGUCUCAUCACUCGUGCCAAUCUGAAACGCGACGACUGGGUACUAGUCCAUGCGGCGGCAGGCGGCGUAGGACUGGCAGCGGUCCAGAUCGCCAAAGCGCUGGGCGCCAAGGUCAUAGCUACUGCAGGCAGCGCGGCUAAGCUGGAAGUAGCAAAGAAGCAGGGUGGCGCAGACCACGCACUGGACUACACCAAGGAGGGCUGGCAAAAGGAAGUCUUGAAGCUUACAAAGGGCAAAGGGGUCGACAUUGUCUAUGAUCCCGUUGGCAUGAUCUUACCGUCGCUCAAAUGCAUCGCGUGGAAUGGACGGGCUAUCGUCGUCGGCUUUGCGGCAGGCAAUAUCGAGAAGAUACCGAUGAACCUGGUCUUGCUCAAGAACAUCAGUCUCGUGGGCGUGCAUUGGGGAGCCUACUCCAAGAACGAACAAGGGAAGAUUCCGGAGGUCUGGUCGGCCCUGCUCGAAUUGAUCAGGCAAGGCAAGCUGCGGCCGGCAGUCUAUGACAAGCAAUUCGUCGGUCUCGAGUCUGUCACAGCCGGCCUCAAAGCGCUCACCAAUCGAGAGACCUGGGGCAAGGCUGUCGUCACUGUGAGACAGUCGAAAAAGCAGGACAGCAAGCUCUAAUGCAUUGCUUGACGAUGACGCAUGUGUCACGGCGGCGCUGCCGGCGGGCCUCUACGUCGUGGCUUGUAGAUAAGUACAAUGACCGCGCCAACGAUGAGCAGCACGAGCAGAAAGAUGAUGCGGCAUUUCCCUGAGCGUCGCUGGUAGCUGUUCAGGAGCUCUUAGCUUUCAGUAGGAGAGCAGCAGAACAAGGCGCACGACAUGGCAGUCUGUAGCUCCUCUACUGAAGCCUUG